CUUGUUGGAAACAAGGAUGGAAUGGACGAGCAAUUGCAACAGUCUGGAAGGUCAAAAAACCUCAGACUGAGUUCUCUAGUGGUAGCAUGGCAGCAGCGUUCCUAGAUGGGAAGGUAGCAAACUCUCUCCUCAAACGUUUUCCACGGGCUAAUGGCUUUCUGGAGGAGUUGCGACAGGGCAACAUUGAGAGGGAGUGUGCUGAGGAGAGCUGCAGCUUUGAGGAGGCCAAUGAAGUGUUUGAAAACAAGGAGCGAACGAUGGAGUUCUGGAAGAACCGCAGCAUCUUUACAGUGAACAGCAAUGCUGAUUCACGUUCAGAGCGCCCGGACACUGUGUACAUGGUGGUGCCUCUACUGGGCAUGGCCCUUCUCAUCAUCAUUGCACUCUUCCUCAUCUGGCGUUGUCAACUGCAGAAGGCCACGCGUCGGCGUCCUGCCUACACCCAGAACCGCUAUCUGGCCAACCGCAAUGCCCGCAGCCUUCCGCGCAUCCUGGUGCACCGCGACCCACCCUCGCAUUUAGACUCUCAUGCCAAUGAUAGGCCUAGCGUGGUGGUCAGCGGUGUGGAGAGGGGCGGAGCUUCUGUCACGACCCAAGACGCCCAUCAUCACACUAAUCACUCUCAGAACAAUCGCUCCUUGUAUGUACAAGAUCCGUCUUUGUCUGUAGCUUCACAUUUGUCUGGGGCGACCCCACCACCAUCGUAUGAGGAAGUCACUGGCCACUUAGAAAGCAGCAGUGAUGAGACUACUGCCCCCUACAGCGAUCCUCCACCCAAAUAUGAGGAGAUCAUUCUAGAAAAGUGAGAGCUU
Messenger RNA from Myxocyprinus asiaticus (Chinese sucker), 812 nucleotides. Its product is annotated as transmembrane gamma-carboxyglutamic acid protein 3-like. The transcript has 4 exons. Gene Ontology annotation, cellular component: extracellular region. Gene Ontology annotation, molecular function: calcium ion binding. NCBI's taxonomy places the organism in Eukaryota, Metazoa, Chordata, Actinopteri, Cypriniformes, Catostomidae. Bases 87 to 806 code for a protein of 239 amino acids. The record is from RefSeq and is a predicted model, not a curated record.